Carassius carassius (crucian carp) is the source of this 1308-nucleotide messenger RNA. RefSeq lists its product as uncharacterized. Bases 373 to 1128 code for a protein of 251 amino acids. The transcript has 2 exons. Gene Ontology annotation, molecular function: RNA-DNA hybrid ribonuclease activity; nucleic acid binding. The record is from RefSeq and is a predicted model, not a curated record. NCBI's taxonomy places the organism in Eukaryota, Metazoa, Chordata, Actinopteri, Cypriniformes, Cyprinidae.
UGCUUUCUCCGGUACAGAGAACUACUUAUCUGGGCGUGGUGUGGGAUUCGACCACGAUGCAGGCACGCAUGUCACCUGCUCGGAUCGAGUCGAUCCUCGCCGCAGUCGCGAGAGUGAGAGAAGGCCAGUCACUCACUGUCAAGCAGUUUCAAAAACUGCUGGGUCUGAUGGCAGCUGCGUCCAACGUGAUACCUAUUGGCCUGCUGUACAUGAGACCCCUACAGUGGUGGCUCAAGACCAAGGGGUUCUCCCCGAGGGGAAACCCACUUCGCAUGAUCAAGGUCACGCGGCGCUGCCCACGUGCCUUGGAUAUGUGGAGGAAGCCUUGGUUCUUCGACGGACUCACGUCACCUCACCGGCUGGGGUGCGGUCAUGAGUGGCCACCCUGCCCGCGAUCUGUGGAGUGGUCGCCAUCUGACAUGGCACAUCAACUGCCUGGAGAUGCUGGCCGUGCUGCGUGCACUUCGUUAUUUUCUCCCAGACCUAAGAGGUCACCAUGUGUUGGUGCGCACCGACAACACAGCAGUGGUCUCUUACAUCAACCACCAAGGAGGUCUGCACUCACGCCGUCUAUGCAAACUAGCGUACCAGAUCCUUGUGUGGGCCCAGGACAAAUUCCUCUCGCUCAGAGCAGUUCACAUUCCUGGGCAUAUGAAUAUGGGAGCAGACAUCCUGUCGAGGCAGGGGCCGAGGCCCGGGGAAUGGCGGCUUCACACCGAGGUGGUGAAGCAGAUUUGGAGAGUUUUUGGCCAGGCUCAGGUGGACCUGUUUGCGACUCGAGUGACAUCGCACUGUCCCCUCUGGUUCUCUCUGACUCAUCCAGCUCCACUGGGGCUGAACGCCAUGGUACAGACUUGGCCGAGGCUUCGUCUGUACGCCUUUCCCCCGAUUGCUCUGCUCCCAGGAGUUCUGGAGAGAGUGCGCCGGGACGGAGUUCGGCUGCUGUUAGUAGCCCCGUUCUGGCCGGGUCGAGUAUGGUUCUCGGACCUGAUUUCCCUCCUAGACGGCUCUCCCUGGGAGAUUCCCGUCAGGAGGGAUCUCCUCUCACAGGUGGAGGGCACCAUAGUCCACCCCCGCCCGGAGCUGUGGAAGUUAUGGGUGUGGCACCUGAGGGGGCACAACUCGUAGCUUCCGGUCUCUCAACCGAGGUUGUUGAGACCAUCCUCCAAUCCAGAGCUCCCUCUACGAGGAAACUGUAUGCCUUGAGGUGGAAACUUUUCACUUCUUGGUGCGGAGACCGCCAGCUCGACCCAGUUAACUGCCCGAUUGGUACAGUGCUGGAGAUCCUGCAGGCCCGUUUCUCCGCAG